Messenger RNA from Megachile rotundata (alfalfa leafcutting bee), 2069 nucleotides. RefSeq lists its product as uncharacterized. The record is from RefSeq and is a predicted model, not a curated record. NCBI's taxonomy places the organism in Eukaryota, Metazoa, Arthropoda, Insecta, Hymenoptera, Megachilidae.
AGCGUUAAUUAAAUAACAGUAAAAAGGUGAUAUUUUAAUGUAGAAACAACGAGAAGUCUUUUUAUUCGGAAACGUCGCGUUUUCCAACGACAUAAGCUCGAUUAUGGGAGUUUCUGCGCUCGGAACGAUAGUACGGGGUCAUGCCUCCACGAUAGCGAUUUAUCACCAGUGCAUUUCUUAUUGUUUAUUUAUAACCGACUCAUUACCGCUUAAUGGAGAAGAGUUUUAUUCACGCGAGCCCGUCAACGAACUGUGCAAACACUCCAAGAGGAACAAAGUCGAAAAUGUUAUUAGAUCGAGUUCAACCAUGGAAAAUGAAGGAUCUCCUCCAGCCAUCACAAAUGAACCAGAAGGUAUACGAGGAUGGAUAGAAUCUGUGGUACUGACAGCGUCACAAACCUCUGUUGGGCAAACGUUGUUCAAACUUCUUGAUUCCUUCUUGUGGGUCGUUGAGAAAUCUGCACAAUGGAGUCUGCCAUCGCACGAAAUCGCUGCAGAGGAAAAUGGAAAGGUGUUUGGGAAGAUAGAACUGGUUCGACCUCUGCCAUGGGUUCUUUUUCUACCAGGUUUGGUGAUUCUGCGCAUCAUCAGGGUUAGCUUGAACGUUGGGGCCUUUGUUCUGGGAUACCCGAGGAUGCAACCGAGUGGAAUGGUGAAAUUCGUUCAGAAAGGUCGCAGACGACUGAGGGCCUUCAACCUGAAAGCAGUGAAGUCCGUAAGACGUUGCAACAAGGACAAGAGAGCGACGAUGAUCGAGGCUAAGAAGGCCCUGAUCAAAUCUAUCAGACUGACCCUGUCGACCUUGUCUUGUUUGGACGCUAAACCGUCUCGGUCACCUCCUCCGGCUAAAAUUCGUGUAGGCAACAUGGAACUUGAGACGUUGGCCACCCCAGACGAAAAAUCCACCACAGAGUCUGUGGGAAGUCCCACAUUGUCGAAGAUCAAAAGGAAGUUCUCCCAGGUGAGUUCCGACGAGGAGGGCUCUGAUGAAUUAGAUAACGAACCCCUGCAAGCGAGACUCGACAGACUGGCGUUGGAAGACAGCACGGAUGAUCCAGAUUUCAAUCCAGCGGAAUGCAGCACAGAAUCAAGUGCAGCAAGCAGCGAGGCCGAAGCGGAAAAUGAAGUGUGUCCAAGCGAAUUGUUAGAAAUCCAAGAAGAAGUUAACGAGUUGAUGAACACCAGCGAAGAGAAGGCUGUCCUAAGGUCUCUUGAACAUCUGGAAACAAAUUCAACGCAAGCCGAGGAGGCGACGCCGGAUCCAAAACAAGUGGACAGUUCGGAAUCCAAAGUGGAAACAGUGAGCAACAUAGCAACGGAUUUCAUCAAUGGAGAAAUAAAUUCUACGACCGAUACUGCAUCGACAGUGAAAGUAACAGCUCUUCCAGAACCAACCCCGGUACCGGAAGUGGCUGAAAAAUAUGCCCCGAAGAAGCAACCUCAAACAUCCGCAGCCUCUCAAUCUCAAAAUCUGAUCGCAAAAGAGAAUUCUUCCACGAUGCCAGACAGAAAGAGUAACCGAUACAGGAAAUCGGGAAGAAAGGAUACAAAGUAGAACAUCGACGCAAGAUGGCUGCCGAAAGUUGGAACCCAAAAUGGCUCCCUUGAACGCGUCGACUUGAUUCACUUUUACGAAACGAUUUUGUUCCUUUUACUUAGGAAAAAUAUCGGUAAAAUUAAAGAAAGCAUAUUCAUCGAUCCUUUUUUAAACGAGGAAAAAUAGUUUCGUAAGUUCGCGAUGCAGUGACGAAAUAUUACGCCUUUCUUUUUCAUUGCGAUAAGAAACCGAGGAACGUUUUGAGACGGUUAAUUAACAAUAUUUUUACGAAUCGUUGCUAUUCAAUAGCUUUGUGUGAGUGAGCAUAUGUGAGUGUGUGCAAUAUAAUUAUCUUUUUUUUUUGUAAAAGAAAUAUGGUUAUUUAUUCGCCUUUCGUUAGCGAUCGGUAUAUACUUGUUUAGUCCUCUAAGGUUCGAUGUUAAUCUGUAAUCAUUUUCUUUCUGAGACUUCUUUUAACUUUACGAAUAUUUCGCUUGUACAAAUAAUGUUAAUAAAUCUUUUCAUAAGAAGA